Messenger RNA from Bufo gargarizans (Asiatic toad), 2021 nucleotides. RefSeq names its product prothrombin-like. Gene Ontology annotation, cellular component: extracellular region. NCBI's taxonomy places the organism in Eukaryota, Metazoa, Chordata, Amphibia, Anura, Bufonidae. The transcript is spliced from 14 exons. Bases 61 to 1908 code for a protein of 615 amino acids. The record is from RefSeq and is a predicted model, not a curated record. Gene Ontology annotation, molecular function: serine-type endopeptidase activity; calcium ion binding. Gene Ontology annotation, biological process: platelet activation; proteolysis; positive regulation of blood coagulation.
GGGUCUCUGUCCCACAUUGGAGAAUGUUCCAACUAUCCCUUCAUUUGACUUACAGCUGCCAUGCAAAGCCUUCUCUUCCCCAGCAUGCCGCAGCAAACCGGGAUCAUCUGUGGAUUACUUCUGGCCUUCCUGCUGCCCCUGGCUCUGGGUGACAAUGUGUUCAUCAGCAACCAAGAGGCGAUGUCUGUCCUCAAACGCUCGAGGAGAGCAAAUAUGCUUUGGGAGGAACUGAAGCAAGGAAAUAUGGAAAGAGAGUGCAUGGAGGAAUUAUGUAACUACGAGGAAGCGAGAGAAAUAAAGGAGUCAAAAGAUGCCACGGACACAUUCUGGCACCAGUAUCAAGCUUGUCAUCCUGAAAAGAAGCCGCCGAGAGAGUCCCUGGACCGCUGCAUGUCAGGUACUUGCGCAGAAGGAAUUGGUCAGAAUUACUUUGGAACCAUCAGCGUCACCAGGUCGGGGCGAGACUGUCAGUACUGGGAGAGUAACUUUCCGCAUAAAACUAAGAUUAACCCAACCACCCACCCAGGGCGCAAUCUGACUGAGAAUUAUUGCCGAAACCCAGACGACAACCCACUGGGGCCAUGGUGUUAUACCAAGGAUGCUGGAAAAGCUAGAGAGGAAUGUUCAGUACCUUUAUGUAGCAACAAUGGAUUUACAAUUGAACCAAUUGUGCAGGAAGUGCAGAAAACUCAAAAGAAAGAGGAGACACCCUGCGUGCCAAAUCAUGGUCUAGAUUAUGAUGGCACCCUGGCAGUGACAGUGUCCGGACUUCCAUGUUUACCCUGGAACUCACCAUUAGUGAAGGAGCACAACCACAAAGACUUCAGGAAAGAUUUAGUCCUAAAAGAGAAUUACUGCAGGAACCCAGACAAUGAUGACGAGGGCGUGUGGUGCUACGUGUCUCACAACAACACCACCUUCGACUAUUGCAAAUUAAAUUACUGUGAUAGCCCUAUAGAUGAAGAACCCAUUACUAGCCAAGCUGGCAGAACAGAUUCAACACAACAUCAAACAUUCUUUGAUGAGAAGAGCUUUGGCCAAGGAGAAGCAGUUUGUGGACAGAGGCCACUCUUUGAACAAAAGAAAGUGACCGAUAAAAGCGAGGCAGAGCUGCUGGAGUCUAUCCAAGGUCGGAUUGUUAAAGGAGAAGAUGCUGAUCCAGGCAGUUCCCCAUGGCAGGUGAUGCUGUUUAAAAAAAGCCCCCAGGAGCUCUUGUGUGGAGCCAGUCUCAUAAGUGACCGCUGGGUGCUGACCGCCGCUCAUUGUGUCUUCUAUCCUCCAUGGGAUAAAAAUUUCACCACUGAGGAUCUCCUGGUGCGGAUAGGAAAACAUCAUCGUGCCAAAUACGAGAGGACAACAGAGAAAAUUCUGCAGCUUCAACGGAUCAUUAUCCACCAAAAAUACAACUGGCAGGAAAAUCUGGACAGAGAUAUUGCACUUCUGCAGCUGAAGAAACCCCUGACCUUCACAAAUUAUAUCCAUCCAGUGUGUCUUCCAACCAAGGAUAUUUUACAGAAGUUCCUGCAGUCAGGGUACAAAGGUCGUGUCACUGGUUGGGGCAAUCUACAGGAAACAUGGAGCUCAGGAGGACCACAGUUGCCUUCAGUCCUUCAGCAGAUAAACCUUCCUUUAGUGGAACAGGAGACAUGCAAGGCUUCCACCAAAAUUAAAGUAACAGAUAACAUGUUCUGUGCAGGUUACAGUCCAGAAGAUGGUAAGAGGGGAGACGCCUGUGAAGGAGACAGUGGUGGCCCCUUUGUCAUGAAGGACUUCACCAGCAAUCGUUGGUACCAGAUGGGUAUAGUGUCUUGGGGAGAGGGAUGCGACCGUGAUGGAAAGUACGGCAUGUAUGCGCAUGUAUAUCGCUUUCGGAGAUGGCUGAUGAAGACUAUAGAGCAAAAUCCCUAAUAGCAAGUUUAUUUUCCAGCAUCUGGUUCUUAACCACUUAGCUUUCAAAGCAUUCCAGCUCAACAACCAAAUUCUGUACGUCUGCCCAUCAAUAAAGAUAUUUUUGAACACUU